Eubalaena glacialis (North Atlantic right whale) is the source of this 942-nucleotide messenger RNA. It is a transcript of the gene CALHM4, whose product is annotated as calcium homeostasis modulator family member 4. Gene Ontology annotation, molecular function: monoatomic cation channel activity. The record is from RefSeq and is a predicted model, not a curated record. NCBI's taxonomy places the organism in Eukaryota, Metazoa, Chordata, Mammalia, Artiodactyla, Balaenidae.
AUGAGCCCAGCUCUCAACAAUAUUGUAUCUUCGCUGCAGAGAAGUGGAACAUUUAUCAAUUCUUUAAUUGCUGCUUUGACUACUGGUGGGCAACAAAUCUCCUCUUUCACAUUCAGAUGCCCCUGUCAGGUUGGGAAAAACUUCUAUUAUGGUUCUGCUUUUCUAGUCAUUCCUGCCUUAAUCCUUCUGGUUGCUGGCUUUGCUCUGAGAGGCCAGAUGUGGACAAUUACCAAUGAAUACUGCUGCAGUUGUACCCCUCCGGCCCGGAGAAUCAGCUUCCUGGAGCGCAAGCUGGCUUGCCUUCGCUUCUUCAGCAUCACUGGGAGGGCACUUGUUGCUCCACUAACGUGGCUGGCGGUGACCCUGCUGACAGGCACGUACUACGAAUGCGCAGCAAGUGAAUUCGCAUCUGUGGACCAUUACCGAGUGUUUGACAAUGUCAGUGCCAGCAAACGGGAAGAGAUCUUAGCUGGUUUUCCAUGCUGCACAUCAGCUCCAUCCGACAUGAUCCUGGUCAGAGAUGAAGUCGCUUUUCUGCACAGAUACCAGUCACACAUGCUGGGCUGGAUUUUGAUCACCUUGGCAACCAUCGCUGUCCUAGUCUUCUGCUCUUUGGCGAGGUGCUGCUCACCCCUCACCUCUCCACAGCAUCGUUACUGGACCAACCACCUCUACAAUGAGAGGGAGCUCUUUGAACAAGCUGCAGCACAGCACUCAUGGUUCCUCAUCGUGCAGCGUAUAAAGAAGCUAUUUGGCUUCAUUCCUGGAAAUGAAGAUGUCCAACACAUCCGUAUUCCCUCAUGUCAGGACUGGAGAGAUAUUUCAGUACCCAGCUUUCUCUGCAUGGGUAAUGACAUGCAAGGUCACUACAGCUUCCUUGGAGACAGGUUGGAUGAGGAUAAUGAGGAAAGCAAAUCAGGAAGUAUUGAAUUAAAACCUUAA